AAUAGAGGUACGAGGCUCCGAAGCUUCCCCGUGUGUGUUUUUGGAGAAGGGCAGCAGACGACACCUCUCCCAACUCGAAGCCCUGUCGCGCAAUUGUUCGAUUUCCAAUCUCUCGGGCGGUUGCGGAUCACUCCUCCAAUCUCCCACCUAUUUCAAAAUCACACCUUUCGGAGGCUUCGGCUGGAUCGAGAUCCGCGCUGUGCAGCUCAGAAUCCCCGAUUUGCGGGUUAGUACAGAUUGCUGGAGGGGAGCUGGGAGUUAUAGUGAUUGAGUAAGGGUUAGUGAGCUUCGUGUUGGUUUGGCUAGCUCAAGCUUCAAAAGUUGGGAUUUUGGGGGAUGUUUCAGUGAGGAAUUUGCUGGUUAGGGUUUGGGCAGUAUUUCUCAAUUCCGUCGGUGGUUGGGUGGAAGGCAUCUCAUUGUGUUUCAUGGCUUACAAGCGGCUUCUUGGAAGCUGAGGAAGAGUGAAAAAUGUUCUAUUCUCAGUUUAUCUUGGCCAAGAAGGGUCCUCUUGGUACUAUAUGGAUUGCCGCCCAUUUGGAGCGAAAGCUAAGGAAGAAUCAAGUUGCAGAUACUAAUAUUGGCGACUCUGUAGAUUCUAUUCUCUCCCCUGAAGUUCCAAUUGCACUUCGUCUAUCAAGCCAUCUGCUUCUAGGUGUUGUGAGAAUAUAUUCUCGGAAGGUGAACUAUCUAUUCCAUGACUGCAGUGAGGCUUUGCUCAAGGUAAAACAGGCAUUCAGAUCAACUGCAGUCGAUCUUCCUCCGGAAGAAUCUAUUGCACCUUAUCAUUCCAUUACUUUGCCAGAGACUUUUCAUCUAGAUGAUUUUGAACUACCAGAUUCUGCUAUUCACGGUGAUUUUGUUGAUCACCAUGUCAGUACAAAAGAACAGAUUACACUUCAAGAUACUAUGGAUGGAACAGGAUAUUCCACAUUACAAUUUGGAUUGGAUGAAACAUUUGGUGAUGGAACUGCUUCCCAGAUUGGUUUAGAGCUUGAGGAGGACCUGUUCUUGGUGGAGGAUAAUCACCCUUCUCAGCAUGAUGCAAGUACUCAGGUGUCUGAUGAAUGUGCUGUGCAUCAUGAUCAAUCUUUAUUUUCUUUUCCUCUAACUCCAAUGGAUAUUGAUGAUGAUGACAAAAGUGGGAUAGUCAAAGAUAGAGAUGUUGCAGAUUCGAAGGAUAUUUCUCAAUUUUCUAAUCCUCAAAGUAUGAUCUAUAUGAAAGAGUACAACAUUCAGACUCCUGAUCUCAAUGAAAUCUUUUCUCCUAGUGAUGCUGUUGAAGAUGUUUCUAGAGAACCUUGCCAAUCUUUUAUUUCAUCAAGUACUACUGGUGUUUCAGCACUAGUGGUUAAUUUUGCAGAUGCUCCUUCAACUGAUGGUUUCAGGGAGGAAAUAUUUUCAGGUAACAUGAAUGAAGUUCCUGCUAUAAGUUCCCAUCCAGACCCUUCGGAUUCACCUUGUACAGUGUUGAUUAGACCUGAUUCUCUCUUACAUCCUGGGCAUCCACAAUUAGCGACUUAUGAGCUUGAUUCAGAAAAUACAGGGCAAGCUCCUUUCUCUUUUUCAGAACCUCCCAAACAUAGAGAACAAAGAGUUUCAAUUGAUGAAACUCAAAUGGAAUGUGGACAGAAGAGUAUGAGUGAUUUGCAGGAUGGAUGCACUUUUGGUCAAGAGAAACUUCGUACAGCUGAUGAACAAAUGGAAAACCAUGGGGAGGCCAUAUGUCGUGAAACAACUCAAGUUGAAGGUUUGGAAUCCUGCAGUGCUUUGCAUGAGUCAAUUCCUUCUAUAUCCUCUCUUCACAUAUCACAAAUUGAUACUGAAAUAUUUGCAACUCCCAAAACAUCUGAUGAAAAUUCACAUGCAUAUGGUUUGGUGUGUGUCAAAAAUAGCAAUUCAUGUGGGGCUGAAACUCAGCCAUCAAGUUGUUGCAGUGUAGAUUAUAUAGAAGUCAGUCCAAGCUUCAAUGGAGAUUCAUCUGCAUUGUGUUCCAAUAUGCAUUUGUUAUCCUCUACUUCGCAGGCCAAUGAAGCAAAUGUAAUCGUCCAACCAGAUGAAACUUUAACACAAAAUGUUUCUGGAGUUUCAGUUGAAGAGCCAGCUAUUUGUUCAAACUCACCCAGGCAAGAAAAUAAGCUUCAUAAAAAUGACUCUUCCUUUGAGCUGCAAGGAAAUGAUUCUCACUUACCUAAUUCUACAGAUACUGAAUUGGAGUUGCAACAGAAUCCACAUGACCUAUUUACAGAAUCUGCCAAGGAUAGCAACAAAAACGAGUUACUGGCUGAUCCGUGCCAGAAAGACACAGAAAAGAAUAAAUUGAAUUGUUCUGUUAGCUCUGAUUUCCUUGAACCUGAAAAGAUGCUCUUAGCACCUACUGGAGAUGGUGAUCAGACAAAUGAAUUAAGUCAGGUAACUGAAGAAAAGGGGGUGAUAGAGUCUGAUGGAAGUGUUAAUAGGAUCACCAGUCUCUCUGGGAAAAAGCGUUGUAUAAUGGAAACCACAUCAGCUUGGCAAAUUGACAGCUCAGGCAUAGUCUCAGGAAGAUCACAAUCUAGAAAAAACACUGACUAUGUUCCAGAUGAUGAUGAUUUGCUAGCUUCUAUAUUAGAUGGUAGAAGGACUUCACUUUUGAGGAUAGGACCUACACCUACCCUUAGAGAAACUUCUCUAAAACGCCCUAAACUCAUACCGAGAUCAAGUGGCCCAAAGAGGAAGGUGCUAUUGGAUGAUACUACAGUUUUAUAUGCUGAUGUAAUAAGGCAGCAAUUAAUAAGUACUGAUGACAUAAAGCGCAUGAGGAAGAAGGCACCUUGUACACGCCCUGAAAUCUUGAUGAUCGAAAGGUGUUCACUAGAAGAUGAAAUUUUUAAUGAGUUUAUAAUCACUGGUAUAUCAUCGGAACUGAAUGGCUUGCACAAGCAAAGAUUUCUUCCUGCAACUGGCCAAAAUAAUUCCUAUGAUGAACCGCCUAAAGAAUCUGACAAUACCAGAGCCUUGGAAUUUGUUCAGGAAGUUCAGCAAAUAGAAACAACUGAGCAAAUUUCAAUUACACCAGAGUAUGGUGUUGGUGAAACCAGGGCUCCAUCAUGUGUUUCUUUAACUACUGAGGGAAUGAUAAUUCCUUCUAAAGAUGACAAGAUUUCUCUUGAUGAUACCAGCCAUAUUGCUGUAUUUGCAGAAGGUAAUGAUGACUACCCACUUUUUGUGCAGCAAUUAGUUGAUGAAACGUUCCAAGCUGGAGAUGUUUCUUCUGUGAUGAAUGAGGCACAGCACAUUUCUGAAUAUGCUUCUGCUGUGAGCUUAGAUUAUGCCCAUGAUGAUUCAAAGGGAGGGAUUGUUGAUAACAAUGCGCUUUCAAUUGCAAAUGAUCCUACAACGGAUGCAGGUGCUCAUGAUUCUAUUAGUGCAUCCAUAAUACACGGAAGCGUGGGCCCACUGGAUACUGAAUCCCAAAAUGAACAAGAAGCUACGAACGUUGUUGCCACAAGCACACGACCACUGGACACUGCAUCACUAGAUGAACAAGAAAAUAUCAAUGUAGUUGCUAAGUGUUUGACUGCUGAAAUCCUGGGCCCAGCAGUAGAUGAUGCGUUCCAUGAGUCUUAUCCUAGUUUGACAACCAAUUUAUCAACUAUUAUCUCUGAAGGAAACACUUCUCAAGAUGUCAUCAUGGAUGCUGCAGUUGACAAGUUUGUUACAAUUGUUAAUCAAUAUGAGAAUGGAAGUGUUUUAAAUGCUUUAGUGGACAAUGAAGGGCAGAGAUCCAUCCAUAGUGAGGAAAAUUUUACUACUGAUGCUAUCUGCUUGGAAAGACCAGAAAUGUCUCCUAAAACAAAUAUUGAGAGUGAAAAUGUUCCAUCAGCCGUGGGUGAAAACUCUAGCUUCCAGGAAUUUAACUUGGAGAGCGGUAUGGUUGUUGAAAGCACUCCCAUGGACUUGGUUACUGCAAAAGAUUAUAGUGACUUCUGCAACACAAUUGACGACAAUGACACAGAGUUUCUUAACGUAGACGACGACGACAAUGAUUAUCAUGAAGAAAAUGAUGUAGCACAUGCUGAAGAUGCAUCACUCGAGAACAGUGGUUGGUCUUCAAGGACAAGAGGCGUUGCUCGCUUCCUGAAAAAGGUGUUUGAUGAAGAAUCUGGGCACGGGAGGAAAUCUGUUGCUAUGGACCACCUUAUUGCAGGCAAAAGUCGCAAAGAAGCAUCAAGAAUGUUCUUCGAAACUCUGGUGCUAAAAACUAAAGAUUAUAUACAUGUCGAGCAAGAGGACUCUUCCGGGUUCAUCACAAUACUACCAAGAUCAAAGCUUCUCAAGGCAGAGUUCUAACUGACAAUGGUGUGUCCCAAAAAUCAUGUUCAUGUAAAUUUAAGUUUUCUAUUACAUCCAUAUGUUUACUCCACCCCCAUUAAUUGUCAAGUUACUCCUUUUUUUUAAUAUGAAAUAAUCUUUUUAUUGUUUACCCUUUCGCUCCUUGUAAACUCUUAGUCAGGGUGGAACACAGUUAGCUCAAUGUGUUAUUAGUACACUAACUACACAAUUGUAAUUCUGUGUAACUUAAAUCAUCUCAUGCUGGUAGUUACUACAAGUCAGUCUCUACAGAUUGCAGCAAGAGAAUUGUCUGAAGUAGAAUUUUAGUUCUUCGUUCAACUUCAUGUAAUGUUGUAUCACUAGUGAUAUUUUAUUCAAAUUACUCUUUUUUUUCCUUUGGAAGAAUGAAUCA
Molecule: messenger RNA, 4723 nt
Organism: Zingiber officinale
Lineage: Eukaryota; Viridiplantae; Streptophyta; Magnoliopsida; Zingiberales; Zingiberaceae
Product: sister chromatid cohesion 1 protein 4-like
Exons: 14
Coding region: 469-4329 (1286 amino acids)
Biological process (GO): synaptonemal complex assembly; replication-born double-strand break repair via sister chromatid exchange; mitotic sister chromatid cohesion
Cellular component (GO): cohesin complex; synaptonemal complex
Molecular function (GO): chromatin binding; protein binding
Source: RefSeq, a predicted model, not a curated record